UCCGUCCGCCAACAUGCACGCGAAAGUGGUGUUGUUUGAUUAAGCGAAUGCUUGAUCUUUAUAACUCAGAAAUAAACGAAUAAUUUAUUUAAAAUUACUCACGUUGUUUGUUUUAUGCUCAUUUUCGAAAUGGAUGCAAACUAUUCGAUACCAGCCUCUAAAGUUUCUGAUUGUGAGGACAUUGCUCCCAGUGACGUUGAAGAUGUUGAAUUUAAAGAACUUAAAAGUAAAUCUGUGGGUUCUAAGACUGUCGGGGUAUCUAAGGAUAUGUUAGAAGACAAUCUACACCGCCUGGUAGACAAAGUGUCUGAGGCCGAACACCAAGAAAUAGCGGCGUUGGCGUACGGUGCGUUGGAAACUCCACGUUCUGUUUUUACUACACUUUUAAAAGAGAAACGCAUCCUCCAUCUGCAAUUGUUAUUGAUUGCUGUCGGACGACGAGACAUAGCUCUCUGCAUGGAGGAUUUCGCACAAACGCAUCGUCUAGUUCAUAUGCAACAAGUGACCAAAUGUUUGUUCACGAUUGUUGUGUUCGACGACAUCUCUCACGUCAUGCAGCAUGAGCUGUUGACAGUUGUUCGAAGUUGGAUUCCAGAAGCAAGGAUCGGUGUCACAAAUUGUGUUUGCGAAACGUGGUUGAAAAAGCUUCAUCAGAAAAGAAAAUGUCAAGAAUGUUUGCAGCAUAUGGGCGUUAUUAAUCACAUUCUGCAGGCAUAUAUAGGUCAGAAGGACAUUACUCUGCUUCGCAGGUGGAGAGAGACACCUGAAGUCAGCAUUGAAACAUGUGAAACAGGAUGUGAAAAAUGCUCCAUGAUCGACCAUGAACUUAAGUGCUCACUUAAUGACGUACGAGAAGCCCUUUAUAACUUUAAUACUCUCAAAUGCAAUAUCAAACGGUACAAAGCUCAAGUUAUACCUCUUCGAAGUACAUCUCAGAAAGAUCCCAAUGGAACAGAAGAUGGGACCAGGAGGGAUUCACGGUCCUGUGUUCAAAUGAUAAUGUCUGCUAAGUAUGGACCGAAAUGUUUAGCGUAGUGAUUGGUCAUGAUUGUUGUAUUGUUGUUUUUGUGUUACAAUAUGUUGUUUCAAAUCAGAAUCAUUGUUAGUCAGUGUGAACGUUAUAAAAAUGACUAUUGAAUCCGAUAUAGCCAACAGUGACAAAGUAUGUAUGUGAACUACACUGUAUUUAUCCGAUAUAAAUCAAAGGCAGUUUUGUGCUGCUGCACACAUCAUUGAUUUAGUACUGAAUUACUUAGAUUUUUGUUAUUUUAAAAAUCAUACGUUUGUUAAAUUUUUAUGUUGUGUUUAAUGCGUUCAAAUUAUUGCUUAAUAAGGCCGUAUGCAUUAACUGAAAAGUGAAAGAAAUAUAUGCAAUAAAACGACUGGGACCUCAUAAAACGGUUGUUGGUACUUACUUUUGAUCAAAACAAUUUACAAAACAAGUAUAUCUAUAUGAUCAAUCAUCAUGUUUGGUUUAUUGUUUAUUCUCGGUAAUUUGUGUGAUUUCCUUAUACACUUCAAGUCAAGUGAAUGUUAUAUUGUUUUCUGUAACUUCCUGUUUAAAAAAAUAUGAAAGUUCAAAAAUAUUCGACAAACAUGCAUGUAUACAAUUUAUUACGAUGCAACCGAAUGGUUAUACUCGUUGUAACUUCGUUUCAUACUGAUAAUUAAAAAAAUGUUAAACAUAUAUUAACGGUCUUGCAAUAAAAGAUAUCGAUAAUAA
Messenger RNA from Dreissena polymorpha, 1723 nucleotides. RefSeq lists its product as uncharacterized. The record is from RefSeq and is a predicted model, not a curated record. The coding region runs from base 115 to 1035 and encodes 306 amino acids. NCBI's taxonomy places the organism in Eukaryota, Metazoa, Mollusca, Bivalvia, Myida, Dreissenidae. The transcript is spliced from 5 exons.